GACAACCCACAUCUCGAACCCGAAUCCCUACCCCAAUCCUUAUUGGAAAAGACCAGUUCGUUCAUCAUCUGGGCUAGGGUUCUAGCUUCUCUGAUCAUCAAUUAAUCAGUAUAAUGGUCAAGAUUAACAAAACCCUAGCAAUUAUCAUAUGGGUAACCAUCAUAUUUUCCAUUGAAGUUCUUGCAAAGAAAUCUCCCCGCCCAAUUUCUGACACUGAGAUUCGAGAAAAGAAGCAGAAUUGUUACUCUGAAAUUGAACUUGGAUAUUGGGGUGCACAAUGCAAGACUUCAAUGGUUGCAAAGGAGAAUUGUGCAUUAAAAUGCUUGUCUCCAGCUUGCUUUGAGCUUAUUUAUGAGAGUGAUCCUCUGGAAGAAGGCGAGAGAGAUUACACGAGGAGCCAAGAGUACAAGUACUGUAUGCACAGAUUGUCUUUGGGAGAAAGCUUGGAUGGUAUUAAAGGCUCUUUCGAUUAAAAUUCAAGACCGUUUCAUACCAACAUUGUUAUACAUGGAAUCUCACCCGUAUGUAACCCUAAACCUUAAAUCCUUUCGCAAAUGUAAUCUUUAUGUAGAAACAGUUUGUGUAAAAUGGUGGCUGAUUCCUCCAGUUGUCUUGUUGUAACUGCUGCUUAAUCUAUUGUGUAUUGUUUAAUGAGGAUGCAUGUUUUUUUAA
Molecule: messenger RNA, 672 nt
Organism: Helianthus annuus (common sunflower)
Lineage: Eukaryota; Viridiplantae; Streptophyta; Magnoliopsida; Asterales; Asteraceae
Exons: 5
Coding region: 114-473 (119 amino acids)
Source: RefSeq, a predicted model, not a curated record